AUGGACGAAGUUACUAGCACAGAAACUUCACCGUCAUCUAAUCAAGAAGUGCCAAAUGAUGAAUCUCCUCUUUGGCAGUAUGUGACUAAAGUAGAAAAACCACCUGGUGCUUCUGUUAAAUCAGGUGGAAACACAUACUUUAAGUGCUAUCUUUCUCCUGGAUACAAUGCCUUGAGAACAACAUUUUUACAAAAAGAAAAAGCUCAUGUUGAAAGACUUUUGAAACCAAUUAAGGACUCUUGGCUUGAAAAUGGUAUGGGGGGUCCAGUGUUUAUAAAGGCAAUUGAUGGGUCAGGUGAGUUCAAAGACAAACAUUAUAUUGCUGGGGUGUUGAAGGAUGCUAUAAAAGAGAUUGGACAUGAAGAAGUUGUCCAAGUCAUCACUGAUAAUGCUAGUGUGAUGAAGUCUGCUGGAGCUCUUAUUGAAACAAAAAACACUAAAAAGAAUGAAGUUACAUAUGAGGAAUGUAGUUGGAUUACACGUAUUGCUGAUGAUGCAUCCUUCAUACGUGUUUUUAUCAUGAACCAUUCAAUGAGGUUGAAGUUGAUAAAAAGACGCCUUCAAGCCAUGGCUAUUAGUGACCAAUGGGCUUCUUAUAGGGAGGAUGAUGUUGGAAAAGCUCAAAAGGUGAAAGAUAUGAUUCUAAGUGAUCUUUGGUGGGAUAAUAUUGAUUAUGUCCUUGAAUUCACAGCACCCAUUUAUGAUAUGCUACGAAUAGUCGACACAGAUAAGCCUUGUCUUCAUCUUGUGUAUGAGAUGUGGGAUUCAAAGAUAGAGAAGGUGAAGGCAGUAAUAUAUCGGCACAAAGGCUUGGAAGAUGAUCAAUAUAGCUCAUUUUGGGGUGUGGUGUGUGAUAUACUCAUUGAUCGAUGGACUAAAAAUUAUACACCGCUACAUUGCUUGGCUCAUUCCUUAAAUCCUAAGUAUUACUCCAUUGAAUGGCUUUCGGGGAAUCCGAAAUGCAUCCCUCCACAUCGGGAUCAUGAAAUUUCUAUGGAAAGAAGGAAGUGUUUGGAUCGAUACUUUGAAGAUGAGAAUGAAUUAACGAUGGUGAAGUUUGAGUUUGCUACAUUUUUAGGAGGAAGGUUUCCUUCACCAGAUGCCUUGACAAAUAGGUGGGCCUUACAACCUUUGGUUUGGUGGCAAUACCAUGCCUUCGCAUUUCCAAUUCUUCAAACCCUUGCCCUAAACUUCUUGGACAACCUUGUUCAUCCUCAUGCACUGAGAGAAAUUGGAGCACAUACAAAUUCAUCCAUUCCUUAA
Quercus lobata is the source of this 1263-nucleotide messenger RNA. RefSeq lists its product as uncharacterized. Bases 1 to 1263 code for a protein of 420 amino acids. The record is from RefSeq and is a predicted model, not a curated record. NCBI's taxonomy places the organism in Eukaryota, Viridiplantae, Streptophyta, Magnoliopsida, Fagales, Fagaceae. The transcript is spliced from 6 exons.